GUCCUGUCGCCUGCCGUGCAGAUUCGGCAGCGGGAAGCGAUGGCUUGGCUCUAGCGCACCGGGCGGGGGCCCGAAGCCUCCUGACGGAGCCAUGCUUCUGGAACCACGUGCUGCUCCUGCUGCUUGAGGAAAGUUAAUUCUGGAAGAGGAUGAGCUCUUCUGUUCGCACUCAUGUAGCCCUGAAAGGAGAACGGUAGCUUGUGAAAGGCAGCCAAACUCCUCACGAGUCUGAUGGUCUAAAAACGAUGUCCCUGUCCCGUGUUGAAAAUCCCUGCUUUCUGCUCUUCCUGUUUGUCUUCCAAGCGAUAUUUAUCCUGAUACUGUACCAAGGUGGACCUUCACAUGUGUUUCGUGGGAUCUUAGAUUCACAUCAGAGUCAGGAUUACUCAAAAACUCAUGAUGUGUAUACAAACCUCAGCUUGUUUACCCAAGCUCCUAAUGAAGAAGCUAUGCCAUACUGCUCUGUGCAGUCACCAAUAUUUGUUGGUCCCUUAACCAUCACCUUCAGGGUGCUCCCCAGUGAAAGAAUGAUCAUCCAAAAAAAUCCUCUUGUUCAGUCUGGUGGCCGCUACAGACCUCCUCAUUGCUUAGCCCGCUACAAAUCAGCCAUCCUUGUAGCAUACAGGAACCAGGAGAAGUACCUUCACCAUUUUCUGUACUAUCUUCAUCCUUUCUUGCAGCGCCAGCAGCUCAGUUACAGCAUCUACUUGAUUCAGCAGGUGGGGAAUGGUACCUUUAACCGAGCAAAGUUGCUUAAUGUUGGUGUCCGGGAAGCCCUGAAGGAUGAAGACUGGGACUGCCUUCUCCUGCAUGAUGUGGACCUAAUACCUGAAAACGAUUAUAAUCUCUAUGUUUGUGAUGAAUACUAUCCCAAACAUAUGGCAAGUGCCAUGGAUAAGUUUCAGUACAAUCUGCCAUAUAAGUCCUUUUUUGGGGGUGUAUCUGCUUUGACUCCAGAGCAUUACAUGAAGAUGAAUGGGUUUCCAAACACAUACUGGGGUGAUGAUGGUGAAAAUGACGACAUUGCUACAAGCUUUGUAGCUGCAUUUCAUCUGGAGUGCGCCUUCAUCAUUGUGCACUGAGCCACGCUCAUGAGGAGUUUAUAAACUGGCAAUAAAGACUUAAUUUUUUUUGGAUCUUGCACAGCAUGACAAGUUAUACAGUUUCAGUGGAAUGUUCUGUUCAAGGACUGUGGGAGUUUUUACAAAGCAGUAUUCUUUUGGGAAUUGAAAGUUAGGUUUUCUAACAUAUAAUUCCUCCUUUUCCUUUCAAAGAAAGCUGACUAAAAGAGUAUACGAUUGUUUAGCAAGUCGACAUUUACUGAGGAAUGGAAUGCCAGGAAAGUAGAUCUUUAAAUCAAACACUACAAUGCUGAGUCUAUUCAUCUCUCAGUACAACUUGGGCUUUUAGUGUGGUUUUCAAGUACCAGUGGUGAAGACUUAUACCGAUUAUGGGUAUGAGUGCGCUUCCUUACAGAAAUCACUUAAGGUAAGUAGGUUAUAUAGAUCCCAAAAUAGCCUUUUACUAGAAGGGAGGCGAAUCUUGUGUUGUUCUGUGAAAACUUAUACAAAUGAUUGAUUAGCAGUACUGUGGCUCAUAGGUGCAUAGAGGUCAUGGGCAGUGACUGUUAAUGAUUUAUUCAACUUUGCAAAGUCAGGAAAUGAUCUGGCUGUUUUUGAGUGGCCAACACGAUACACCUACUGGGAUUUGGAUUUUAGAAAGUGCUCAAGCACUUCCUACCAUGGAGCAACAAAAAUAAAUUGGUAUCUGAAACUGGACAUUGAAGUCUGUCUUAUGUAAAGAUUUCCUGUUGGAAUGCUGGUUAUUAAAGCAGAAUUAGCCCCCCUCCCCCAAGAAGUGCUGGCUGCUGCUUAAGAAUUGGCAGACUGCAGUACUCUAUUAUUUAGUUCUUAAAGCUAAAUAUUAGUCCCGGUAAGCACCAACAUCCACCUUUUAUUAGAAGAAAACACAACUUGAGUUAGAACCACUUACUUGUUAACAUCAACUACAGGAAAAAGUCUGUUGGGGUUCUUUUUAAAACAGUACAUGAAUGUUGUCUUAAGUGUUUCAUAUUGUGUUAUUAGCUAAUCUUGCAGUAUAAAAACUGCAACAGCAAAACUAGUUCAGCAUUCCUACCUUUUCUUGUCUUUUGGAUUGAAUGUGCAAUAUGCCUAUGUCCAGAAAAUAAGAAGUCUUGUCUAAAACCCAGGUUGAAAUAAUAUGUUAUCAAAUGCUUCAGUACUCUUAAUGAACUGUUGUAAUCAUUCGCUAUCUCUAGACCAACAGAUCUCUUAAGUUCUUUAGCCUGUUUCUUUCAGCUUUGUACCAAUCGUGCUUCUGUACGGCUUGCUGCUAGAUCACAUCAGAAGGCAACCAAACGUUACAAACGUGCCAGUUAGAUGGGCUAAAUUGAGCAAACAUUCACUGUAAUAUACGUUUCGCAGGAAUCUUCUUUGCAGAAGAACCAUCUAUGGUAACAGAGGUUUGCUAGAGCUAGCACUUUACUGGCAGUUUUUGUUGGUAAGCUAAUAUAG
Struthio camelus australis is the source of this 2534-nucleotide messenger RNA. The record is from RefSeq and is a predicted model, not a curated record. Lineage: Eukaryota; Metazoa; Chordata; Aves; Struthioniformes; Struthionidae.